GACCCAUGUUGAUAAAUCACUGUUAUCUGUAUGAUACAUCACAUCAUUGUACAGAUAGCUGUUACGACUAAGCGCAUCAACAAUGAAUUAUACAAGUGGAAACAGUUUCUAUUAAAUGUCGUGAUUUGCUUUUUAGUUCAGAGGUUGAAAUUAUCAGUUAAUAUUCUGUGAGGUUUGUAAUUUUUGCGUGCCGUGAAGUUCGUGGUUAACCAUGUACUGGACGAUCAGUGUUGUGGCUGUGUGUGUGGUCCUAGUCACGGGUACGCACGCAGCGACCUGUACACAGAAAGAUUUAUGCUCCUGUUCGAUGGACGACGGUUCUGGAGACAUUGAUGUUUCUUCACUUGGUAAGCAGGAUGGAACUGCGAUGUUCCAAGAUAUGGCUAGUUCUGAUGGUACAAUAUACUCCUUGAACUUGUGUUACCCUUUUAAUGAAAUGGCAUGUGCAAAUGCAGCGGCGUGCCAAAUAUUAGCAGACGGGAGCGCUAGUUACCAGAUCGGAGAUGCCACAAAUGUCGGUUUCGAGACGGAUACAUUAAACCAGGUCCACAUCAAGUACACAAAUAUAGACCAGGGUUCUGGCCUCACGAGAACAACAGAUGUAACACUGGUGUGUAAUCCCUCGGCUGAUCCCCCUAUGGCUACUGCAGACGGCGAGACCGCUCCAGGCUCUGUCACAUACCUGUUUACCGUAAAUACAAAAUGCGGGUGUCCAGGGCAAUGUGGCGGUGGACCUGCGCCACCGGAUCCCACAACUACCAAAGGCCCUAAUCCAGGACCUGGUCCAGCGCCAAACACAUCGUCUGAGGGUAUCAGCAUAGGAACUAUACUUGUCAUUGUUGCUUUAGCGCUAGGAUUUUCGUACUUGGUUGGAGGUAUUUUAUUUAUGAAGAUGGUUCGCCACGCCCGCGGGACAGAGGUAGUACCUAACGUCUCGUUCUGGGGAAGUUUACCUGGUCUCGUCAAGGACGGUUUUGUGUUCACGAUAGGGAAGUGUAAACGUGGAGGCUACAGUAAAGUAUGACGCACAUUCUCACCUCUAAUUAACCGGCUAUCUGCGUUAUUUAUACUAACCUCGACUCUGUAUGGAGUGUCUGUGUACUGAUAUACCUCGUGAUCAUGAGGACGCGAUAUCACUCUGUGUAUUCAGACUAUCUAUAAGCCGAUAGCGAACUGACUAUACUGUUGUGUACAUGAACACUGUAUCAUAAUGACAAAAGUUGCUAUUAACAUUUCACUCAAUUCUCGAACGAAUUAAACUAAUUCGCACGGAUUGAAAAAUUAGAAAAAUUCCCCAAAAUGACAUAUACCCCAGUACGUUGCUCUGGAAUACAUGAUUUAUGAGUGCACAAGACUCCUGGGAAAUACGUGUAUUACCUGAAAGCCUAUGCUGUAGAGUAGUCGAAAUGUAGAAUAAAGUAAGAACAGAAUAAUCACUUGUCUCCUCUAGCCAGGCUUCUUUUAAGGAAUGAAUUCAAACGUCGAUUUACUCAGAACUUUCAGUUGACUCUUAAAACUCAGCAAAAUCAUAUAACAUCUUUCCCUUUUUGAAGGGUAAAAACACAAAAAAUAGACAUGUCUUUUCAAACCGGGAAUCAAAACUACUUAUUAACGAGUAUAAACACAUUAUAAACUUGGAUAGUUUCUCCGCGGUUUGCUUUUCGCCUUUUUUUAUCCCACUGCGACCAUGAUGAAAUAAUCAUUACAGCGAAUAUAUAUCAGCAGCAUUAUAUUCAUAGUAUUCAAAUGGCAAAGAUAACAUGAAAAUGUAAUUUAUGUGCAAAGAGUGAAAGUUUGACUGGCCGAAAUUCCAAAUUUCCUAGUUUACAAUACUCUUAAGUAUUUUUAAAGUCCUGUGAUUCACAAUUAUGAUGUAUUAUGAAAAUCUGUUUUAUUUCACAUAGUACCGAUUCUACCGUUUUUUACGAUCACAGAUACAAAUUAAAUCUUCAAAACCAAUGAUCGUGUUGAACAGUGGAUAUCCUAAUGUAGGUUAUAUAUUGAACAUUAAUGUAGGUUAUAUAUUGAACAUUAAUGUAGGUUAUAUAUUAAACAUUCACGUGACAAUGCAGAUGUUCUUAUUAAUUAGCUGAACGCAUUAUACUGCGAUACAUAAAUAGUGUAUCCAUACAUCCUGUGAUAAUGUAUUGUAUGAUUAUUAUAACUUUUGUAUAUUUGAUAUAUCUGUAUUAAUGUUGAUGACGCUUGUUUAUUAAUGUAAUCUUGGGUAAAUAAACGAUUUUAUAUA
Messenger RNA from Mizuhopecten yessoensis (Yesso scallop), 2248 nucleotides. Its product is annotated as putative mannose 6-phosphate receptor-like protein C530.09c. NCBI's taxonomy places the organism in Eukaryota, Metazoa, Mollusca, Bivalvia, Pectinida, Pectinidae. The coding region runs from base 212 to 1024 and encodes 270 amino acids. The transcript is spliced from 7 exons. The record is from RefSeq and is a predicted model, not a curated record. Gene Ontology annotation, cellular component: trans-Golgi network.